AGAGGGAGAAAAGGAGAGAGAGAGCGCGCGCGCGAGAGAGGGGGGAGUUUGAAGAAAGAGAUAUACUCCAUUUACUGAAGACAGAAGUGAUGCUAGUCUGAGCGUGACAUCAUACUUUAUGGAGACACAACAUUGGAAGAUGAAUCUCAGCCCCUUCUGAAGACUAGAAAAGGUUCUCUUCCUCGAUUGCUCGGUUUUUCUUCAUGAGGCUAUUUGUCAUCGUGAACGUCUUCACUGCUUCACGUGCUGCAGUUGACGUGAGACCUUUAAAUGGCUGGCCUGGUGUGUAUCAUGAUCUGCAGUGGAGAGUUCAGCUGUGCUGUGCACUGACUUCCAAUGGAAAAGCCAAUCAGAGCCUUAGUCACAUCAACAGCCCUCACCAGUAUCAGUGCCACAUCCAAAACUCCACAAACACCACAGAUGAUUCCAGUGUAUCUCAAGUUGUCUCUGAAAACAUCCGUUUGGACAUCUCUUGCCGGCUCGAAGAUGAACAAGCGAAUGUAAUUUGCCUUCUAAAACAUCAAAGAACAUCAGCUACAGACGCCAGUCACCUGAUUGUUAGCUUGUGGCGAGUAACACUGGAGUCGGACCCACUGACGAAUGAAACGAACAUCACUACUCAGGUGCAGUGUCCUGGUGAAGACGAGAUCACGUGCUUCUUUGUCCUCCAACCCAACGAUGUCUCUGUCUCGUUGUCUGUUAGUGGCUUUCUCGGCGGUCGUCCUUUACAGACACCCGAGAUGCGCAUCAGCACUGACCUUCUGCGGAAGCCAGAAGCACCAUUUUAUCUACGUUAUAAUGUAACUACUGAGGGUGAAGUGAUGAUCGCCUGGAAUGACUCACAAAAUAAUAAACUCCCACUUUACUAUGAGCUCCGUUAUUCACCCAACACUUCCCUCACACACUGGGAGGUGCUUAAUGUCCAGCAUCCGUGGGUGUCUUUGAGUGAGCUCACUUCCGGAGUCAGAUAUACGGUUCAGGUACGCUGCAAGAGCCUCCAUCACCUUCACAACUGGAGCGAGUGGAGCAACUGGAGUCAGCCUUUCUUCCUCACGCUUGACGUGAGUUACAUCCCUGCUGAAGUGUUCACCAGGCCUGGAGCAGAAGUAACAGUGUAUGGUGUGGUUCACAACCACAGCCGGACAGCCAGUAAGGCUGUUUGGAUGCUGAAUGGCCUGGUGCUUCCAGAAAGCCAGUACCAGACGAUUAACGAAAGAGUCAGCGCAGUCACUAUCAGGUCGAAAGAGCCUGGCUUUGAUACGCUUCUGUGCUGUUACCCGUUUGAACAGAGCUAUAAGUGCAGCAUUGCCUACACCAAGGUCUAUGUAGAAGGAUUCUUUGAUGCAAAUAUAACCUGUACAACCGAGCAGCAUUCCAGUGUCGAUACAAUGACCUGUAAAUGGAAUAAGAGUGCGUGGGCUGUGAUACGCUUCCUGUACAGACGUUAUCGGCGAACGUGUGACGAGAUACAAUAUGAAGAAGGUACCCUGACUCAAGCACAAGGAGAUCCCAUGGUUGAUGUGGAGGAAUGCACAGCUGGAGCUGGAGAUUAUUAUCAGUGCACCCUGCAAGACCUAAGCCUGAUCUCCUGCUAUAAGCUAUGGCUAGUGGUAGAGGACGGAUAUAACAAAGUGAGGUCACUUCCUGUCUUUGUGUCACCUAUAGACUGUGUGAAACCGUCUCCACCCUCAGAACUGAAAGCAGUCACUUUACCCAACAAGACACUAAGUGCAACCUGGAAGCGUCCUUACCUGCCUGCUUAUGAUCUGCAAUAUGAGCUACGCUAUGUAUCUAUGCAUGGCAUGGUAGAUUUAAAGUGGAAGGUGUUUGGCUCUCUCCUAGAGUCACGGGCAACAUUUACGGUACUGGAUCCGUGCAUACAGUACCAGGUUCAGGUGCGUUGCCGAAGACUUAACGGCCCGGGUUACUGGAGCGACUGGAGUUAUACUCAUGCGUCCUCGGUUUAUAACGUUAAAGCACCAGAGAUGGGGCCAGACUUCUGGCGAAUUAUACAAGAGACUCCUGAACCUUACACAAAUGUUACUCUGCUUUUUAAGCCACUUCCAGAAGUGGAAGCAGCCAUCUGUGUGCAGGGACUCGUAGUUGUGCACCAGACUUCAGGGGGCAACGUGUGGUCAGAUGACAUCAUUGCCCCAAGCUCAUUUUACACAUUCCAAUGGAGAGAGGAAGUCCAUAGCAUCACAGUCAUGUCUCGUAAUUCUUUAGGUUCCUCAGCCGAGAAUAGUAACAUGACUCUGGUGCGUCAGCCAAAACGACAGUGUGUGCGUUGGUUCCACGUCACCGCUAAUGCAUCGUGUGUGUUCCUGUCCUGGAGCCUGUUGAGUGAGCAGCCGUCACUCCUUUCAUUCGUCCUUGAGUGGCAGGAGCAGAGCGGUGUCUCUAGCCAGGGCUGGGCGUCAGAUGGAAGAGUAGAGUGGCUCAGAGUCGCUUCAACCGCCAGGGACCUUCAGCUUUGCCGGCCUUUUUACGGCACAGAGGAGUUUAAACUGUACCCUGUGUUUGUGGAUGGUGAAGGGGAGGCAGUGAGAUGCACAGCUGUGCGAAGUGACCCUGCAGCCUACAUGCUUCUCAUGAUCAUCGCCUUCCUCUUUGUCGUCCUGUUUGUCACCUUGAUCAUCUCGCAAAACCAAUUGAAAAAGCUGAUGUGGAGGGACGUCCCAAAUCCAAACAACUGCUCUUGGGCCAAGGGGAUAGAUUUCAAAAAGUUGGAUGGCAACCUAUUCAGUCAUCAUGAAGGCCUCACUGCUUGUCCGCUUCUUCCGACUUCUGAAAAUGUGUGUGAGGUGGAAAUUGUUGAGAAACUGUUUGUUCUGGAAGAUGACCAGGAAGAGAAGGCACUCCUUCACCGUUCAGUCGAUACCGAAGCCAAAAGCAACAAUCUCUCAUCCAUAGAAGGAUCAUUAGAUCCUCUUUCUCUCGAUACGUCCACCGUAUCUGCAAGCCCUGACACGUCAGGUCAGUCCUCUGUAAGGUACUCCACUAUCCUGGUGUUUGAUCAGCCUGUCCUUCAGAGGAAGCAGCAGGAGAGUCUGAGCAGCUCCAGCGACGAAGGCAACUUCUCUGCCAAUAACUCGGACAUCUCCGGCUCCUUCCCUGGAGGCCUCUGCGAGCUGGAACGCCAAUCCUCUUCUGAUGCCAUCAAUCCACGUAACUCUUGCUCCUACAACUCAGUGGAGGAGUUUUCUGAAACGUCAGAACAAGAGGAUGAAGCUUCAGAGAGCAUACAAGUGUCCAAAGAGCUCUACUACAUAGGAAUGAAUGAAGAGGAAGAAGAAGAUGAGCUGGAGGAGAAGUUUAAGGAGGACGAUGCAACAAAGGAGCAGAUUUCAGAUUCCGGUGAUUCAAACGUUCCUCUCUAUUUGCCCCAAUUCCAGACUGCAGCCAUUAAACUCCUGAGAGAGCCUGCAGGCAACAGCACCAUCCAGCUGUGAUCUGAAGUAUCAGCUCUACCUUUAGGAAACUGGCGAUAUGGUGGGUACAGUUUCUGAAACAGAACCGGUGGUAUGUCACGUUUCUGUGAUGCAUUCAUGUUAUUUCUCUUUUACCUUACAAUAAGAGAAAGGAAAAUGCUAGAAUUGCUUUGGCAUUGUGCCAAGAUGAAACAUUUCCUGUUAUCAGAACACAGUCGACUGGUUAAAUGUCAUCCUGUUAUCGCUACAACUUGCUGCUUUACAUCCAAGUCACAGGGGGUGUUUGAGAAAGGAAAUAAAAUUUUGAAGUGCUUGC
Tachysurus fulvidraco (yellow catfish) is the source of this 3747-nucleotide messenger RNA. It is a transcript of the gene lepr, whose product is annotated as leptin receptor. The record is from RefSeq and is a predicted model, not a curated record. The coding region runs from base 204 to 3452 and encodes 1082 amino acids. Gene Ontology annotation, cellular component: external side of plasma membrane. Gene Ontology annotation, molecular function: cytokine receptor activity; protein binding. NCBI's taxonomy places the organism in Eukaryota, Metazoa, Chordata, Actinopteri, Siluriformes, Bagridae. Gene Ontology annotation, biological process: cytokine-mediated signaling pathway; immunoglobulin mediated immune response. The transcript is spliced from 21 exons.